AUGUUUUUGACGUGUUUCGCGCUGCAGUGGAUUGUUUUGGACCGCUUGCCGAGAGUGCCCUAUAUGACCGUUUUGGACGGGAUCAUAACUAUCGUAAACGCUUCGCUUCUGCUGAUGGGGCUCGGAUCUGCGCUCUGCGCUUUAGUGCUGUCCCGCGACCGAUUUUCGCUGUGGAGUGAUUCACUCUCGUCGUCUUCAACUUCUGGUGGGGACGAAGAAGAACAGCUAUUGCAGCAGUUGCAGAACAACGCACCGACGUACUCGAUCUCCCAGCUGCGCACAGCUGACCGCAUCGACCGCGUCAUGAGUUUUGUCGUCCUAUUUGUGGUUCUUGGGCUGCACUUGUACGUUUUUGUGGGGGUUCGGAAUGCGCGAAGUCGCGAGGGAUUGAAUCGACCCUGGAGCGAGGGUCCGAGGAGCUGGGUAAGAACCGUAAACGAGCCACGUUAUAUCGUGUUUCCGCUGAAGCCGAAUUUGUUCCUGCAGAAUACUAAAGAGGAGCAGUCGAAGAAAAACCGGGAAGAAAUUUUCAAAGUUUACCUAGGGGAGAAAAAAGAUAUUUUUUAG
Amoebophrya sp. A25 is the source of this 567-nucleotide messenger RNA. The record is from the annotation of a GenBank genome assembly. NCBI's taxonomy places the organism in Eukaryota, Dinophyceae, Syndiniales, Amoebophryaceae.